GGGAGAGGGGCGCAGCGACCCCCGAUCGCCCAGUCGGCGCCGAGAGGGGCCUGAGAGCCCUCUCUCGCCGAGGGGGGUGCGGAUUGGCUAUCGGGGACCUGCCGCCGAUCUGGCGGCGGUGUAUUGCCGAUCCCGGGUCGAUGGUUCCCCCCUUGAGCCGGUCCCCCCCGUAACGUUCCCCGUCAGCAUCGCGACCACGGCGGCCCGCGCGCGCGUCGACGUGGGAGGCGCCACCGUGGUCAACGCAACGCUGAGGCUCGACAGGCCCCGGGUCUGGGACGUCGGGGAGGGCCAUCUGUAUACGCUGGCCGUGACGCUGCUGGCGACCGACGGAAGCCCCGUAGACAGCUACCGCGUGCGCUUCGGCGUGCGCGACGUGAGGGUCAGCGGCAACAGCUUCCUCCUCAACGGCAAGCCCGUUCACUUUAAGGGCUUCGGGAAGCACGAGGAUUUUGAUGUCAUCGGAAAGGGGCUGUGCCACCCGCUGAUCGUGAAGGACUACGACCUGAUGCAGUGGGUAGGGGCCAACUCGUUCCGCACGUCCCACUACCCGUACGCGGAGGAGUGGCUGGACUUCGCCGACGAGAGAGGCGUGCUGGUGAUCUCGGAGAACCCGUUUGUGGGCCUGGGGCCGCGGCUCUACAAGCAGAGCGUGCUGCAGAGGGCGCUGCCGGUCGUGGAGGCGCACGUGCGCCGAGACCGGAACCACCCCUGCGUGGUCAUGUGGUCGCUGGCGAACGAGCCGAACGGCCCCGGGCCUGUGCAGGGCGAGGAGGAGGAGAGGCCAGCCAGCCCGGAGGAGACGGAGGCGUGCAUGGUUUUCUUCCGCGCGUUGGUGGGCCUCACCAGGUCGCUGGACCCCGCCAGGCCGCUGACGUACGCCAUGCACCUGGACCCCGACAGCAACCCGAUGGCCGUCCUGUUCGACGUGCUCUGCGUCAACAAGUACUACGGGUGGUACGAGUGGACGGGGAGGAUCGAGGACAGCCUGGUCGACUUCGUGCUCGACGUGGAGAGCUUUCACAAGGCGUUCGGCAAGCCGGUCCUGCUGGCGGAGUUCGGGGCCGACGCCGUCGCGGGAGUGCACCAGCUGCCAGAGGUCAUGUUCAGCGAGGAGUUCCAGUCCAAGAUCGUGGAGCUCCAGUACACCAGGCUGCUCGACAGGCCGUGGUUCCUGGGCGCCCACGUCUGGAGCUUCGCGGACUUCCGGGUCAGCCAGAGCAUCACCCGCAUGGUCCACAACCGGAAGGGGGUGUUCACCCGGGCCCGGGAGCCGAAGCUGGUGGCCCACACGCUGCGGCGGCUGUGGAGGCCCGCGGGCCCCUCCGAGAACCGGAGGCCGGCCUUCUGCGGCGUCUCCGUGACGCAGCCCUUCCUGGACAGCUCCGGGACGUGCCACCCGGGCACGGUGAGGUGGACGGCGCCGGCCACGGAGCACGAGGCGGGGGCCGUGCUGACGGCGGGCGGCCAGUGGAGGAAGAGGAAGUCUGCCCUGUGGAGGACCAACUCGGGCCUGAGCAGGAUCCAGCAGCUGGCCGAGGUGGAGUCCCAGGGCCUGUGACCCGAGCGAGUGGCGCGAGGGUGCCACCGCGUCUGUGCUGGGCAAGAUCAGGUUUGUGUCGAGGCCUCGACCGCAGCGUGGUCGCUGCGUGGCAGGGUCCCAUCCCUCACCGAGUCUAAAGGAGGUGCACCCUGACGUGCCAUGCGCAGGAGCGGGCAUCAUCGCCCAGGAAAGGAA
Prorocentrum cordatum is the source of this 1738-nucleotide messenger RNA. The record is from the annotation of a GenBank genome assembly. Lineage: Eukaryota; Dinophyceae; Prorocentrales; Prorocentraceae.